CGGACGCUUAGUUCUACUAUGUUUCUUCUGGAACUUAAAUGCAGCAUGACUGAUGACGUAGCAGAAGGAAGAUAAACAUGGCGUCCGGACAGCAGUGGGUGUUGGUGGAAAUGGUGCAAGCAUUUUAUGAGGCUCCUGCUUACCACCUGAUUCUGGAGGGGAUCCUCAUCCUGUGGAUCAUCAGACUUCUCUUCUCUAAGACCUACAAACUUCAUGAGACCUAUAAACUGACAGAGAAGGAAAAGGAGGACCUAAUUGAGGAAUGGCAGCCAGAGCCUCUCGUUCCUCCUGUUUCCAAAGACCAUCCCUCCCUCAACUAUGAUGUUGUCACAGGACCUCCAAGCCAAAAAAUCAUCAUCAAUGGAAAAGAGUGCAUUAACUUUGCAUCCUUUAACUUCCUGGGUCUCCUCGACAAUGAGCGGGUUAAGCAAAAAGCUCUGGCAUCACUGAAGAAAUAUGGUGUGGGCACUUGUGGACCAAGGGGCUUCUACGGAACCUUCGAUGUUCACCUGGAGCUGGAGAGUCGUCUGGCCAAUUUCAUGAAAACUGAAGAGGCCAUCAUUUAUUCCUAUGGCUUUGCAACCAUUGCCAGUGCAAUCCCUGCCUACUCCAAGAGGGGGGACAUUAUCUUUGUGGAUGAAGCAGCCUGCUUCUCCAUCCAGAAGGGUCUUCAAGCGUCUCGCAGCUUUAUCAAAUACUUCAAACACAAUGACAUGGAGGAUCUGGAGAGGAUGCUGAAGGAGCAGGAGCUGGAGGACCAGAAGAAUCCUCGUAAAGCUCGAGUGACCCGGAAGUUCAUUGUCGUGGAGGGGCUGUACAUCAACACCGCAGACAUCUGCCCUCUGCCUGAGCUGGUGAAGCUGAAGUACAAGUACAAGGUGCGGAUCUUUCUGGAGGAGAGCAUGUCUUUUGGUGUGUUGGGAGAUCACGGCCGAGGAGUCACAGAACACUUUGGGGUCAAUAUUGAUGACAUUGAUCUGAUCAGUGCCAACAUGGAGAACGCUGUGGCUUCCAUCGGAGGCUUCUGCUGCGGACGCUCCUUUGUCAUUGACCACCAGCGUCUGUCGGGCCAGGGCUACUGUUUCUCUGCCUCGCUGCCUCCCAUGCUGGCUGCUGCUGCCAUUGAGGCCCUCAACAUCAUGGAGGAGGAUCCAGAUAUUUUCACUGUCCUGAGGGAAAAGUGCAAACAUGUGUACAAGGCUUUACAGGGAACUCCUGGUCUGAAGUUAGUAGGAGUCCAGUUUGCCCCGGCUCUUCACUUACAGCUGGAGAGAAGUUCAGGCUCCAGAGUCGUGGACAUGCAGCUGCUCCGCACCAUUGUGGAAUAUUGUUUGGAGAGACGUGUGGCUCUGACCCUCGCUCGGUACCUGGAAAAAGAGGAGCGUUUCCUCCCCUCGCCCAGCAUCCGAGUGGUGGUCACCAUCGAACAGACGGAGGAGGACAUCCAGAAGGCUGUGUCUUGUAUCCAGGAGGCAGCUUCAGCUGUCCUCAAGGGAUGAUGCAGCGUUAGUCUCUGCUGACUGCAGACAUCAGCGGGACAGAGAGUACUGUGCAGGCCGUCACUGUGAGGGGUCACUCGGCCACAGACAGUGAGCCCUGCACACUCAACGUGUCAUGAGGAACUUUACUGAUGAAUACACGUGCUAUCUUUUAGCCUUGCUUUUGUUUGUCUCUUAAUUCUGUGCUUCUCUUUGUUCUCAUUCAAGGUCCGCUCAUAAUCAUACUACAUGUUGUAUAUUGUUAUGAAUGUAAGUGGGCCUUCAACAGGACGGUUUGCAGUUGACUUCCUGCUGUGAACAAUAAUGGCCCCCAGUCACGAAUAAAACAACAUUGACUGCAUUGAGAAUUAGACUUAAUCUCCAUGGAACAAAUGACUUUUUUUCUUCUGUGCUGACCAAAGAGGAGACACUGUGCUCAUUGUUUUAUUUAAUAUGUUUGCAGUGGACUAGUACAUGAACUGUACAUGAGGGUUGCGAUUGUAUAAGCUACAAACACUGAGUUUUACAACUGGAUUAUUUGUUCUUUGUUUUUCAGUCCACGUUACUUUUCUUUUGUUAAAUGUUGUUGCAUUCUGACCAUUUUUGCUUUAAUUAAAUGUAAAUAUAUCUGAUUUAAA
This is a messenger RNA of Cottoperca gobio, 2116 nucleotides long. It is a transcript of the gene sptlc1, whose product is annotated as serine palmitoyltransferase, long chain base subunit 1. The record is from RefSeq and is a predicted model, not a curated record. The transcript has 15 exons. Gene Ontology annotation, biological process: ceramide biosynthetic process; sphingosine biosynthetic process. NCBI's taxonomy places the organism in Eukaryota, Metazoa, Chordata, Actinopteri, Perciformes, Bovichtidae. Gene Ontology annotation, cellular component: endoplasmic reticulum. Bases 78 to 1499 code for a protein of 473 amino acids. Gene Ontology annotation, molecular function: pyridoxal phosphate binding; serine C-palmitoyltransferase activity.